GACUCGCCCCCAUGUGAGCCUCGCCAUCUUCCUCUGCUACUUCAAAGGAUUUCCUCUCUCUUCUCUCUCAAUUUCAUUCUCUCGAUUUCUUCGUUUUCACAGCAAAACGAGAUUCGAAGGAGAGCUUUGUAUCAAACUUUGGUUCUUUAUUGAUUUGGAUAGGUUUAUUUGAAUUGAACGCCGAAAAGAGGUUCUGGAAAUGGCCAAGAAUGUGGGAAUUCUCGCCGUUGAUAUCUACUUCCCACCUACCUGUGUUCAGCAGGAAGCUUUGGAGGCUCAUGAUGGAGCAAGCAAGGGGAAAUACACGAUUGGGCUCGGACAGGAUUGCAUGGCGUUCUGUUCUGAGGUUGAAGAUGUAAUCUCAAUGAGCUUAACAGUUGUCACCUCCCUUCUUGAGAAGUAUAGAAUUGACCCAAAGCAAGUUGGCCGGCUGGAAGUUGGCAGUGAGACUGUUAUAGAUAAAAGCAAAUCAAUUAAGACUUUCCUGAUGCAAAUUUUUGAGAAACAUGGAAAUACCGAUAUUGAAGGUGUUGAUUCAACUAAUGCAUGCUAUGGGGGUACAGCUGCCCUUUUCAACUGUGUCAAUUGGGUGGAGAGCAGCUCCUGGGAUGGGCGUUAUGGUCUUGUGGUGUGCACAGACAGUGCGGUCUAUGCUGAAGGACCAGCUCGUCCUACAGGUGGAGCUGCUGCCAUUGCCAUGCUGAUAGGACCUGAUGCUCCUAUUGCUUUUGAAAGCAAGUUGAGGGGAAGUCAUAUGUCUCAUGUUUAUGAUUUUUACAAGCCUAACCUAGCCAGCGAAUACCCGGUUGUAGAUGGUAAGCUCUCCCAAACCUGUUACCUCAUGGCCCUGGAUUCUUGCUACAAACAAUUAUGUCACAAGUAUGAGAAACUGGAGGGCAAACAGUUUACCAUUUCUGAUUCUGACUAUUUUGUAUUUCAUUCUCCCUAUAACAAGCUUGUGCAGAAGAGCUUUGCUCGAUUGCUCUUUAACGACUUUAAGAGAAAUGCGAGCUCAAUAGACGAAGUCGUUAAAGAAAAGUUGGCUCCGUUUUCAACCUUGUCUAACGAUGAAAGUUACCAGAGUCGGGAUCUUGAAAAGAUAACUCAACAACUUGCAAAGCCACUUUAUGAUUCCAAGGUGCAACCCUCCACUUUAAUACCAAAGCAAGUUGGAAAUAUGUAUACUGCUUCUCUCUAUGCAGCAUUUAUUUCGCUUCUUCACAAUAAGCAUAGCCUACUGGCAGGAAAUAGGGUCAUAUUGUUCUCUUAUGGCAGUGGGUCAACCGCAACGAUGUUCUCAUUGCAAAUCAAUGAAGGUCAACAUCCUUUUAGUCUCUCCAACGUUGCAGCUGUCUUGAAUGUAGAUAAAAAGUUGAAAUCGAGGCAUGAGUUAGUACCGGAGAAAUUUGUCGAAAUAAUGAAGCUGAUGGAGCAUCGGUACGGGGCCAAGGACUUUACGACAAACAAGGACUGCAGCCUCCUACCACCAGGCACCUACUAUCUCACCAAAGUCGAUUCAUUGUACAGGAGAUUCUACGCUAAGAAGGAUGGCGAAUGCGAGAAGCUUGACAAUGGUGUGGUUGCCAAUGGCCACUGAAAUAAAAAUGAGAAUAAACAACAAGAGGAGUGUAGCCAAAGCUGUUCAUCUAAAUAUUCAGUGUCAACGACCAUUUUUCUUCUCAUAAGCUAUUUACAGGCUAAGAUAGAAGGCAGUAUGUUCCUAGCACAGGUAGUUUUCUGUUCUUUCCUUCUCUUUUUUAUAGAAAAAAUUGUCUCAAUAAUGGGUUGGCUUUAUUUAUUCAGAACAUAUUAUGUUAUUAACCUUCAACUAUACUAUUUUGAACCCCAACCAUGAACUCGUGUAGAUUCUCAAAUACUGUUACUCAUAGGCAUAUAAACAGAUAUAUUCUCAUGAGAUAUGUCCUAUCUUCCAAA
This is a messenger RNA of Cucurbita maxima (winter squash), 1935 nucleotides long. RefSeq names its product hydroxymethylglutaryl-CoA synthase-like. The transcript has 12 exons. Lineage: Eukaryota; Viridiplantae; Streptophyta; Magnoliopsida; Cucurbitales; Cucurbitaceae. Gene Ontology annotation, biological process: acetyl-CoA metabolic process. The record is from RefSeq and is a predicted model, not a curated record. Gene Ontology annotation, molecular function: hydroxymethylglutaryl-CoA synthase activity. The coding region runs from base 200 to 1597 and encodes 465 amino acids.